Molecule: messenger RNA, 1586 nt
Organism: Chenopodium quinoa (quinoa)
Lineage: Eukaryota; Viridiplantae; Streptophyta; Magnoliopsida; Caryophyllales; Amaranthaceae
Product: pentatricopeptide repeat-containing protein At5g67570, chloroplastic-like
Exons: 3
Coding region: 159-1514 (451 amino acids)
Biological process (GO): chloroplast organization
Cellular component (GO): chloroplast
Molecular function (GO): protein binding
Source: RefSeq, a predicted model, not a curated record
GUUAUGGCCUUUAAUUUUGGCUUUAUAUUUUUAAUUUUUCCCGGGUUUAGAAUGAAAGUGGUCAUGGUGUUUCCCAUGGACCUUAUGUUACCCUAGGCCCCUAGCUACUUUGCCUUGUCCUUACUUUGCCUUGCAUUAUUGGCUUACCUUUGAGUUUUAUGUUAGUUCUUGUCAGAACAUUCUGGAACGAAGGUAAAGUUGAUGAAGCUGUGCGUAUAGUCAGGGACAUGGAACAAAGGGGGAUAAAGGGAUCUGCCAGCGUGUACUAUGAACUAGCGUGCUGCCUUUGCAACAAAGGAAGGUGGCAAGAAGCAGUGAUGGAGAUUGAGAAGUUGAAAAAACUGCGUCUUACAAAACCAUUGGCCGUGACUUUCACUGGCAUGAUUAUGUCUUCUAUGGAUGGUGGAUAUGUUGAUGAUUGCAUAUCUAUAUUUGAGCAAAUGCUAGAUCAUUGUCCUCCAAACAUUGGAACUGUAAAUGCUAUGUUAAAGGUCUAUGGGCGUAAUGAUAUGUUCUUAGAGGUUAAGGAGUUAGUUGAGAAAGUCAAAGCUGGAUACAAAGCUUUUCUGGGUGAUGGUGACACUCCUCUAAUCCCAGAUUUCUAUACAUAUGGAGCAGUGCUUGAAGCAUCAGUUUAUGCACAUCAGUGGGAGUACUUUGAGUAUGUUUACAAGGAAAUGUGCUUUUCAGGAUACCAGUUUGAUCAGGAAAAACAUGCAGUACUGCUUGUCGAAGCAUCAAAAGCAGGCAAGUGGCAUUUAUUGGAACAUGCCUUUGAAACAACUUUGGAAGCUGGAAAAAUCCCACAUCCAAUGCUAUUCUCUGAAAUGGUCUGCCAAGCAAUGUUGCAGGAUGAUUACGAAAAAGCUGCCAGACUUGUCAAUUCAAUGGCUCAUGCUCCAUUUCAAAUAAAUGAGAAAGACUGGACUGAUCUCUUUAGAAAGAAUAAGGAUAGGAUCAGUGAUGAACACCUUAAAAAAUUAUCCACUACACUUAGUGAAUGUAAUUUGUCGAGUGAAUCCACGGCCUCAGAACUGGUGAAAGCUUUGCAUUCUAUAUGUGGGUCAGCAUCAGCUGAGAGCACCUCUUGUAGUGAUUCAUAUGCUGCCAAGGGCACCUGUGUCAAUGGAAGAAUUGCAUACUAUACUGGUGGACACCAAAAACUGCUUAAUGAUGACUUCUACCAAGAUAAAAUAACAGUUGGUCAAUCUAGUUAUGGAAAGCCCGGUAUGAAUGAGCUUCAUGCUGUUAGUUCUGGUGAUGGUUCUGAUGAAGAUGACAAAGCCAUCUUGAGCAGCAAGUCAUCUAGCUUUGUUGAUGUGGCCUCUGAUAAAAUUGCCUGUUUAGGUGAGGGUUUUUUACAUGUGCAAUCGCAUAGUCAAGAUACCUUCGAAGAAAUGUUAACAUUUGAUGAUUGGGAUUCUAAAGCCAGCGAUAUAGAUCAUCCACGAUUACCUUCAGCAGAUGAAAUAUUGCAAUCUUGGAAGAUAAAUCAGGAAAAAGUAUGGAACUAGUUCCUUCUUGAGCUCUAGUUGGAGUAUCAGUGUUGUAUUGGAUAUACUGAUUGAUUGAUUUUUUUUUUAUUA